AUGUCGAUUUUAAAAUUUCUUAAAACUCUUAAAUUAAAAGGGAAUAUAUCACCACUUAAAUCAUCAUCUUAUUACAGUGAAUUCAAGUCAUAUCUAGCUAGUAAUGAAAUUAGUAAUGAAGCAUUAGAUCUUCUAUUCGAAUGGUAUACACUUAUCAGUGUUGAACAAUAUUGUAAAGAUUAUCCUUCACCACCAUCUAAACUUUGUUAUUUCGGUGGUAAUGGAAAAGAAUCAAUAUUCAUAACAUGUGAACAAUGUUGUACUUUUUUAGAAAACUAUUGUAUUUGUAAUCCACAUGAACAUUUAGAGAAUCACAAAUUAAUAUUAUACAAGAGUGCAGGUGCAAUCUGUGAUUGUGGAAAUGUAUCCAUUAUGAAAUCAAGUGGUUUUUGCUAUAAUCAUUGUGAUUCCGAUUGUGCAAAUUCAAACAACACCACAAACAAUACCACUCAAAUGAAAAGUGGUUGUGAUGAUGUGAUUGAAAAUAAAACGGUAACUUUUUCAUUGUCAUCUUCAACUACUUCCACUAUUAGUAAUGGACAGAUUGGUAAUGGAGGUGGAGGUAAUUCAUCACCUGUUGUUCUGAGUAAUUCCACUUCGUCUUGUGGUGGUGUCGUGCCAAUUAGUAGUUCUGCCAACUCCAAGACAACGAUAAUGGUGAACGACAAUCUCUAUGAACUACGAUUGUUCUUCCGACAUCUCUUUAGAUACCUCGCCGAUAUCGUAACGGAGAAUCUCAGUGAGACGACGAUCGUUGCCAAAGACAAUGGUGAACUCAUCGCAAAGAUCGAGACAAUCUCGCAGUGGAUUGUCAGUCUGCUGACACAGUCGUCGAUGCUGCUCAACCUGGUGUCGGAGGAACUACUUGGUCAUGCUAUUGACACAGGUUUGACAAUGGAUCAACACUACCGACUUACACACGCUCCGCUCCAACCGAUCAUACUCGACGUGGUGUCGCCAACAAAGCGUUCAAAGAAAUCACUACAGUCCAACUCGAACAUCGUAGAGGCACAGAACAACAUUGAUAUAUUCAUCAAACACAACUACUCCAUUCACUACCUCUAUCCUUUCUUGAUUCACUUGAUUUGCAAUCACAAGCCAUUCAAGUAUAUAUUCCUCAGAUACUUCCUACCGAUCUACAACGAUUACUAUCACCUUAGUUUCGGUAAAUCGGCGUGUAACGGUAUAAGUAUACUCUCUGUCGCCUACAUAGGUGAAGAUUCACUUAUCAACUAUGUCUCAGUGGAUAACGAUCCAAUCAAUAAUUUAAUUAGUAUUAUUUUUAAACAAACUAUUCGAAUGUGUAAAGAGAUAUUGGAGAAUGUUUAUUUAACAAAGAAUCAAGUUGAAUAUUGGUUUAGAUCGGAUCUCUAUAUUUUAAAGACAAUCUUUAAGAUCGAUACGGUCAUUAAGCAUAUCAUGUCAGAGUCUGGUCAGUUCAUUCUCGAUGGUAUGUUUGAGAGUGCAGCGUCGAUUCAAGCAUUGAAAUGCGUUGAUAGUCUUCCAUACGUAGAGACACUGGGUUUCGUCAAGGAGUUGGAAGCGAAUCAUCAAUCGUUCAUCAAUGCGCUAUUGGAUGAUCGAUCCGAUCUCAUUGCUAAUCGUUCUAUUAGCAGUGCAAUCUCAAAGUAUAUUUCCAAUAGAACAAGAUCAUCAAUUGAAACACCAACCAUAACAACUACAACCACUACAACAACUACAACUAGUAGCAGUACUUGUAAUUCAAGUUCAACAGUUACUCCACAACAGUUUUGUAUUGUUUCUCUACUUUCUAGUAUUGAUAUCUAUAAGAAAGAUAGUAGUAACAGUGGUAUGAGUGAGUUGGUUCAAGUCUCAUUGUUGGAUAUCAUGAUUGACCUGUGGAGAGAAACAACAGCUACACUCGACCAAGAACAACGUCCAUUGCUUCAACAGAUCUUCUUGGCAAUGAUAGAGGUCGAUGAACAGUUCAAAUCUUAUUUCAACUCGUGUAAUGUCAUCAUUGAAACACCUGAAGAGAUAAAGAAGAAGUUGGACGAACAAAAGAAGUCAGUAUCUGACAAGCGAAAGAAACUACUUCAACAAAUGAGACAGCAACAAAUGUGUUUCCUCCAACAGGAAACAGCUGGCGACUCAAUGACCACCACUGGAUCACCUUCGCCAUCCACCAUUUCCAUUGGUUCGCCAAUGACACCUGAACUACCAUCGCCAGUAGCCAUUCAACAAGUUAAUCAUUCACCAAUCAGUCAGAGACAUGUUGUCUCUACAUCGGAAUCUACAACAUCGAUUUCUGGAUUACAAGAAAACAAUAGCAACAACAACAACAAUGAAUCAUUGGAAUCAUCAGAUGAUUUAGUUUGUAUUGUUUGUAAUCAAUGUUCAUCCAUUGAUGAACCUCUACAUGUCAUUGGAUUGAUUGAAAGAUCACCUGUUAUGCCACAUCAUCAGAAACAGGAAUACGAACGAUUGAUGCAAGACGUCAGUCUGACAGUAGAGUAUAGAAAAGCCUACAAAGAGGUGAGAGGUCGUCUCAUUCAAGACAUUCAAACUGCUCUACAAUCGAAUGAGAGUGCCGACUUGAUAAGAUCGAUGCUUCCAAUGGCAUUCCCCUAUGUCUAUCCAACCUAUGUCAAGUCUUGUCAUCACUAUAUUCACCAAUCGUGUCUUACCAAACUACAUGAAUCCUAUGCAAAUGGAUUCAACUGUCCACUCUGCUCUAAUCAAGCCAAUGUUAUUAUUCCACUUCCACAAACCAAUAAUAAUAACAAACAUAACACUCUCUUACAACUACAUCAAUCACUUGCAACCUUUGAUAUUAAAUCAAUGAAAACGCCGGUCACUGACAAAUACAUAUGGAAGUUCCUCUCACAGAAUAUCGAACUUCUUGAGAUUAAAACUCGUACCUCAACUCUCUACAACGAGCCAAACGAAGAUCCCUACUUUAUUCUCACGGAGAAGGAGUUUGAACGUGAGCUGUUCACGCUGUACUUGCUGUUCAACUCGAUCAUGUCAAACUCGAAUCAAUUCACGACAUCACACGAUAUCCAACAGACCAACAGCAAGCUCAUACGUACGAUGGAUCCAUUCACCAGCCACACAUUCAUGGUGUAUCUGCUCUACCACUAUCACCACCACAACGAUGGAAAUCUCGACGGCCAGAUCCAAGACGAUCUCAAAGCAACGGUCGAAUCGUUCUACAAUCAAAUCAUAUUACAUUACAUCUACAAGGAGAAGCAAUACACCAACAUCAUCUCGACGCUCGCCGAUAUCAAACGAUCGCCACACAUGUUCCCCAACCUCCUGGAGAACAACAACAACCAACUGCCAUUCUUUAGAAAACUCUAUCUCUUUACGUUCCUCUUUAACCAAUGGAAGUUGGACAACCCACAAUUCGGACAGUUUCCACCUAUUUCCAAAUCAAUGUCAACCAGUGCCAUUGAUAGCAGUAGUAAUAACAACCUUAGAUCAUCGCCAAUAUUGGUGUCAUCAGUGUCGACAUCCAAUCUAUCGAGUAUCUCUUUGAUGUCAAACAAUAACAACUGCAACUCACCAAACAACAACUAUCGUCAACAGAAACCGUUGAAUCCAUUCAAGUUGACACUCGAACAAUUCUCAAAUCUUGACUUCCUACUGGAGAGUAUGGGAUUGAUCACAUUGCAAUCGUACAUACAGACUAUCAACCUCAGAGAAUUCGAGAAACAUCUUGAGAAGCAACCCGCUUGCUAUCCAUUCCCUCUUCGCCCAUACGACAGCGUAGUAAAGCUUGUCGAUCUUCCAAAUCGAUACUUUGACUACCUCAAAGAGAUAGUACAUCCAUUGGAAUACUGCAAGCAUUGUAAACAAUUGAUAACUCGAUCAUGUUUAAUCUGUAAUCAAAAGCUAUGUUUACAAACUUCAUGUAACAAUACAAUAAGAUCUCAUAUGAAAACAUGUCCAUCACAAGUAUUGGGAUUGUAUUUGAGAUUUGAAGAUCCUGGAAUAACAAUGCUCGCCUACAACAACGCACAGUACUAUAAGAUCUAUAGGUCGGCAGAUGGAUCAUCAACCUCUAUCAUUGACACAUCGUUUGUUCUCUACAAGAAAGGUUUAAAGAAAAUCUAUAAACUAUGGAUCAACAGUACAAUCAAAAAGAUAGGUCACAAAUAA
Molecule: messenger RNA, 4125 nt
Organism: Heterostelium album PN500
Lineage: Eukaryota; Evosea; Eumycetozoa; Acytosteliales; Acytosteliaceae
Exons: 6
Coding region: 1-4125 (1374 amino acids)
Biological process (GO): protein ubiquitination; ubiquitin-dependent protein catabolic process via the N-end rule pathway
Cellular component (GO): ubiquitin ligase complex; cytoplasm
Molecular function (GO): ubiquitin protein ligase activity
Source: RefSeq, a predicted model, not a curated record